Messenger RNA from Aspergillus viridinutans, 1593 nucleotides. Its product is annotated as Zn(II)2Cys6 transcription factor domain-containing protein. The transcript has 3 exons. The record is from RefSeq and is a predicted model, not a curated record. Gene Ontology annotation, molecular function: DNA-binding transcription factor activity, RNA polymerase II-specific; zinc ion binding. Gene Ontology annotation, biological process: regulation of DNA-templated transcription. The coding region runs from base 1 to 1593 and encodes 530 amino acids. Lineage: Eukaryota; Fungi; Ascomycota; Eurotiomycetes; Eurotiales; Aspergillaceae.
AUGCCAGCGUCCGAGCCAUCCAACGAGGCUCACCAGUGCAACUCCUGCUUCAAAACCUACCAACGACGUGACCUCCUCUUGCGCCAUCGACGCCGGUGUCUGCGGUCGAGCAAACCCAGGGUACGCCGGAAAGCGUGCAAUGCCUGUGUGCUGGCCAAGACCAAAUGCUGCUGCACGCAACCGACCUGCUCGAGAUGCGCCAAACGGGGUAUCCCAUGCGAAUACGUGUCUAGCGCCAACACAGCAGCUUCCAUCCCCUCCGACUCUUCCGACUCGUCCUCGUCCCCGGCGACCAGAGAUCAGCCCAGACCCGAGGAAACCCGCGUGAGCACAACCGAAUUCCCGUCGCUAUGGAGCCCUCAGAGCACGCUUGGUGAUCCCGGCGGCGACAGCUUGGACUCGUGGAGCUCCCAGAACUUCAUCUGGACCCUGGAUACCCUCGAUCUCCCGCCGUUGCCCUCGUCAGAAAGCGUAGUCCACGAAGUCACCCCGGGCCUGACGCCGGCAGUCCCGACCAGCCAUCCGAGCUUCACAUUUCCACUGCCCUCGGCUCCGUCGCCACAGUCGUACAGUACGCUGGUUGAGGAGACCUCCAUGGCGCUGCCGGGGCCAUUGAUUCCCGAUGUAUCCACCCUGGCCGGUCUGGGCGGCAGUCCUGAUGUGCCGGGGGUGCGGCCACCCAAUUACGUCCGUCUGCUUGCACAGUAUCCGAGACUCUUGCUUCAGGACGAUUUUUACUGUCCGUUCGUGCACCGCACCCUGUUCAACGAGCAUGUGGCGGACAUGACGAUUCUGCCGCACACAUCCAUGGCCAUUUGCUGCGGAAGUGCCUUGGGCGCCCAAGACGCCGCCGGCUACGUCAAGAGAGCCAUGGACGCGCAACGACAAAGCUUGAUCGAAUCAUAUCCCACCUACCACUGCAUGGAACAGUGGGACGCUCUGCACGCAAUGCUCCUAUACGAGAUCCUCGAGAUGGGCAUCGCGCCCGUCGACGCAUCCGAGAGUUGGAAACGGAAGCGCAGCACCAAAGGGCUAAAGUCACCCUUCCUCUCCAAAAUGACCCAGUGUUUCUCGCGGUCCUACCUCGAGUCGCACGAUACGGCCCUCCUGCCCCCGGCCGACGCCGGACCCGACGUCACAGACUCCUGGGUCAAAUGGGCCGUGGCCGAAACCGCCCGCCGCACCAUCUUCCUCGCCAAUAUUGUCAACUUCUUCAGCAACCGCGAUCUCAACUCGGGGCGCCAAUCGCCCUACUACGAGCCCCUCAACGACGAGCUCAUCAUGAAUAUGCCUCUACCCUGCGAUCAAGCGCUGUGGAGCGCCCGCACCGAAGACGAAUGGCGCAAGGCCACGCCCGCGUCCCCUGGCUCUUCAGGCACUACCGACCCUUUUUCAACCUUGGGCGCUGCUGGUGGUGAUAUUCCCGUCGCAGAGCAGCUCCCGAAUCACCAGCACCAACCCUCGCUCAAGACGCUUUUCUCCAAGUUCGCCCAGGACGAUCUCCGGGCGAAUUGCGCGACGAACGCGGGGUUUGCCGACUCCAAUGAGCUUCGGUCGUUUAUCAUUCUCUGUGCGCUGGAGCAAUUUGCGUGA